GACUGUGCACAAGGGUUGGCAGCUGAUAUAUACUUUCUAGUGGAUUCAUCCUGGAGUAUUGGAGAGGAGAACUUUGCACAUGUCAGACAUUUUCUUUACACUUUGACACAAGCACUACACCAAGCAGGAGGGGACAGGUUUAAAUUCGCCCUUGUGCAGUACACAAACAAGCCUCACAACGAGUUCCAGCUCAACAGCUACCCAACAGCACAGGGAGUCCUGGCUCACAUCAAGACUAUGUCAUACCGCGGUGGGGGAACAAGGACUGGCCUAGGCUUGGAUUUCCUUUUCCGCACACACUUGACCACUGCUGCAGGUAGCCGUGCAGCUGAAGGAGUGGCGCAGUUGGUGGUGGUGCUGACAGAUGGCCGCUCCCAGGAUGACGUGGCCGAGCCGGCUCAGGUGCUGCAGCUGGCGGGCGUGGAGGUGUUUGCAGUUGGAGUUCAGGAUGCGGUGGACUUUGAGCUCAGGGAGAUGGCUAGCCAGCCCCAUGACACUCAUGUGUUCAAUGUAGACACGUUCCUAAGGUUGCAGGAUAUAAUUCAAGAUUUAGUAGUGGGGCUUUGCGGCGCAGUGACCAGGUCAGGGGGGGCUCCUGUGGCAAAUGAGGCCCCUGUGACUGGAGGAGGGACAGCACAAGAUUCAGCUGACCUAGUUCUCUUAAUUGAUGGAUCAGAGAACACUGGAGCAGCAAACUUCCCCUUUGUGCGUGAUUUUGUUGUGAGAAUCAUUGAGGGCCUUGAUGUGGGCAGGGACACUGUUCGGGUGGCCUUGGCUGUGUACAACACCGACCCAGAGAUUAAGUUCUAUUUGAAUAGCUAUGACACAAAAUCAUCAGUCCUGGACGCUGUGAAGAGCCUCUCCUACUCAGGGGGUGAUGAGUCUAACCUGGGGGCUGCCUUGGAGGAAGUGGCUGAAAACCUUUUGGGCCCAGCAUCAGGGGGCAGGGCAGAGGAGGGCGUGCCACAGGUACUGGUGAUUAUCAGUGCUGGGCAGUCCACCGAUGAUACCGGUGCCGGUGACCGGGCCCUUAAGAGGGCUGGCGUUGUCACACUCAGCUUGGCCAUUGGUGACACUGCCACUGCAGAUUUGGAGGCCGUUUCUACAGAUAAAAGAUUUGUCCUGACAGCCCCCAGUUUCAGAGAAAUGUCAAGCUUGGGUGAUCUGCUGAACACUUACGUUAACGGGGUGGUCCAACGCACCAUUAUAGUUCAUACUGAGUUCACAGAAGUCUUGGCGGUUGGAAAAAGAGACAUAAUUUUCCUUAUUGACGGUACAAUGGGUGCAACAGUCCUCGGCAGUGUUCGUGACUUCAUCAUAAAAUUUGUCGAGAGAAUGCCGAUUGGUCCAGAUGAGGUUCAAGUGGGUGUGGUCACGUUCAGUAAUACCCCUCGAUUAGAGAUGGAUCUUAACACCCAUGGGUCCAAGGAGUCAUUACUUGGAGCUGUGGGCAGCAUCAGACCAAAACCUGGUCCCAUAGUCAACAUCGGAUCAGCCUUGGACUUUGUUCGGACCAAUAUGCUGCGAGCUGACAGGGGCAGCCGUUUGCAACGGGGGGUACCCCAGCUUUUACUGCUGAUGACCAGUAAAAAGUCCACUGACAGUGUGGAGGAACCUGCAAAUGCCUUGAAGAGAAUGGGCAUAUUGACAUUGGCUGUAGGCGCCAGGGCGGCUGAUGAGCAGGAGCUGAAAAAUAUCGCAUUUGCUGAGAGCAUUGUGUUUAUACUGAGGGAUUUCCGUAUGCUGCAGCGCAACCCUGGGGCAGUCAUUGAUGCCCUCACAACUCUUGCUGGGGUGGUGGUGCCAGAAGGACCCACAGAGCCAGUGGUGGAAAUAACAACUGUGCAGACUCAAAAAGUGGUUCGGGACAUUGUCUUCCUUGUGGAUGGCUCAAACUACAUUGGGAGUAACUUUCCUUAUGUGAGAGACUUCAUCAUCAAUGUGGUCAACCAGUUGGAUGUACGCCCUGACAGGGUCCAGAUUGGUCUCUUGCAGUUUGCUGAACGUCCAAGAAUUGAAUUUUAUCUGAACAGCUACAGCAACAGACAAGAUGUUGUGGAUAAAUUAACCCAGCUUAGGCUCACUGGAGGCUCGGCUUUAAAUACAGGAGCUGCUAUGAAUUAUGCCCUUUCCAACAUGUUCCAGCCAUCAACCGGAUCACGCAGGAGGCAAGGAGUCCAGCAGGUGUUGGUUCUGGUCACAGCUGGUCCCACACAGGAUGAAGUUAAAAGUGUAGCUGAUAAAUUGGCUUUGGCUGGUGUUUUGACCUUCACGGUCAGUUCUGGGCAAGCAGAUCCUGACCUCCUGAGAACAGUCGCCUUUGUCCCAGAUUUGGCCUACCAUGAUCAGACAUUCUCUAAUUUACCAGCUAUGGCUGAACAAAUCAUGCCAAAGUUGACAACAGUGGUUGGAGAUACCGAUGUGACAUCAGCAGUUUUCCCUGAGGAAGAAGUUGUUGUCACUGGAAAUGAAAGGGAUGUUGCCUUUCUCAUUGAUGGCUCUGAAAAUGUAAGAAGAGAUUUUUCCUAUGUCAAGGAUUUCAUCAUCAAAAUAAUCGAACCACUUGACGUUGGGAUUGACAAGGUGCGAGUCUCUGUGGUUCAACACAGUGAGAGGCCAACUCCAAGUUUCUACCUUAACUCAUACCAAACCAAAGAUGAGGUGAUUCGAGCUGUAAAUGGUAUGCAAGUUGUUGGUGGACGUAGCCUAAACACAGGAGCUGCUCUAACAUUCAUGAAGGACACCAUCUUGUCUGAAAACUAUGGCAGCCGGGCUUCGCAGAAUGUUCCUCAGUUCCUGAUCAUCUUGGCUGGAGGCAGGUCCAGGGACAAUGUGAAGGAUCCUGCAGGAGCACUAAAGACAGAGGGAGUCAUUCCGUUUGGUGUUGGUGUCAAGAAUGCAGAUCCAAAGCAGAUUGAGGCCAUUUCACACAAUCCCUCCUUUGCCUUCAACGUAAGGGAAUUCAGUGAGCUCAGCACGGUACCACAGAAGCUGAAUACCUACGUAAGCCUUCCAAAGGAGCAGCUGACCGUAGUUCUACAGCAAGCUGAGUCCCAGGGUCCCCGCAAGGAUGUUGUUUUCCUCAUUGAUGGAUCUGAUGGUGUUGGACGAGAAUUCCCUAUUAUCCAGGAGUUUAUCCGUAGAGUGGUUGAGAAUCUAAAUGUUGGGGAGAACAAGAUUCGCAUCGGCGUGGUCCAGUACGGGGACUAUGCUCAGGCUGACAUGUAUCUGAACACACACACGACCAAAGAGGGUGUUCUGAACGCCAUCAGGGGACUGAGGCAGCGUGGAGGGAGACAACGUAACUUGGGCCAGGGCUUACAGUUUGUUGGUCAGGAUGUCCUAACAGCGGCUCGUGGCAGCAGGAAGGAAGAAGGUGUACCACAGUUUCUAAUUGUCGUCUCCAGUGGACCUUCAACGGAUGACAUUGGUCGGCCAGCAGUUUCCCUCAAACAAUCAAGAGUUCUCCCCUUUAGCAUCGGCACCAGAGAUGUUUCCCCUACAGAGCUCAGAACGGUGUCAUACGUGCCUAACUUUGCCUACAGUGUAGAUGACCUCCCAGGCCUGUACACAGUCCAAGAAAACUUGAUCAACACCCUAACUGAGCUGUCAGAUGAGGAAAUCGCCAAGAUGCGUCCAGUGUUGACCUAUGACGUCAUCACACCAACACCAAGAGAGGGCGAAAAGAGGGAUGUUGUAUUUCUCAUUGACGGCACGACUGCUGUACGAAGCGAGUUCCCUGCUAUACGGGAAAUGAUAAGAAGAGUUGUGGAGAAGCUCGACGUAGGCAUUGAUAGGGUUCGUAUUUCAGUGGUACAGCACAGUGAAGAUCCAAAGAUAGAAUUCCGUUUGAAUGAUUACUCCACCAAGGAAGAGGUGCGCCAGGCCGUGAUGGGUCUCCGAAGCAAAGGUGGAAACCGUCUAAACACGGGCCGUGCUCUUGAAUAUGUGGGCAGAACUGUCUUCCAGAGGUCAGCUGGAAGCCGUAUUGAAGAUGGUGUGCCUCAGUUCCUCAUUGUAGUUACAGGGGGAAAAUCUACAGAUGAUGUUUCCACUGCAGCCGACCAACUGAAGAAAAGCCAGGUUGCACCAGUCGCCAUUGGAUCAAGAAAUGCAGACCCCACUGAACUGAGACAGAUUUCCCUGAAGCCUGAGCUUGUAUACACAGUGGACAACUUCCAGCAGCUUCCAGCAGUAGAAACACAACUUAUUGAUUCAGUCAAAACAAUGUCAACGGCUGAUAUAGUCAGUGGUUAUGUUCCUGCUCCUCCGGUAGUGGAUGUAGCCACCUUGGAUCUUGGAAAAAAGGACAUUAUCUUCCUUGUUGAUGGCUCACAGACCACGGGUGCUGAAGGCCUUGCUCAUAUCCGCGACUUCAUCCUCAACAUUGUCAGGCAGCUUGACGUCCGGCCUGAUCAAGUGCGCGUUGCUGUUGUCCAGUAUGCAGACAGAGUCAAAACUGAGUUCUCUCUCAACUCCCACAACAGCAAGUCAGCUGUUAUCUCUGCUGUCCAACGGCUUCGUCAGAUGGGUGGCCGGUCAUCAGAUUUGGCUGAUGCAAUUGAACAUGUCAUCCAGAAUGAAUUGAAGCCCUCAGCAGGUGUUCGUCUGGCUGACGCCUCCCAGCAUCUCGUUGUGCUCACAGGUGGACGUUCACCUCAGGAUGUUGCCAUCUAUGGACCUCUGCUUAAGGGCUCCCGAGUCAACUGUAUUGGUGUUGGCGCUGGUGGUGCUAACACUGAGCAGCUGAGGCAAAUUGCAACAACUUCAGAGGAUGUCCUUCCAGUCCGAUCGUUCCCAAGACUGCCAGAAAUCAAGGACAGGUUUAUUGCCAGAUUGAGAGGAAGUAUCCCUGUGGAAGUACCCACUGAACCAGAUCCUAGCCUGCCUGCUCCAAAAAAAGCAGACAUUGUGUUUUUGGUGGAUGGCUCAAUGAACUUAGGAAGAUCCAACUUCGCAGAAGUGAUGAGUUUUAUCACCAACCUGGUGGAUCUGUUCUUCACUGAAAGAGACGACCUGCAGAUUGGACUGGCUCAUUAUGCCACAGAUGUGACAGAUGCCUUCUACCUCAACACUUACAAAGACAGGCAAGACAUCAUGGACGCCAUUGGCCGAACAGAGUACAAAGGUGGACAAAGGCUUAACACCGGUGCAGCCAUUCGUCACACUCAAAAUGUGUUCUUCACCAAAGGAAAAGGCAGUAGAAUUGAUGAGGGUGUUCCUCAGAUCCUCAUGGUCAUCACUGGAGGGCGCUCAGCUGAUGAUGGCAAAACAGCAGCUCUUGGUCUGAAGAAGAAGGGAGUGAGGAUCUUUGCUGUUGGAGUAGGAGACACUGGUAAUGAAUUAGAAGAAAUGGCAAGCGAGUCUACCACUGUGGCUAGAGCAAGCACUUUCGGGGAACUUUCAGAACUCAAUGAGCAAAUCUUGGAAACCCUCGAUGAUGAAGUGAAGGGGAAGCUCUGUGUUGUUGUAGAUGAUACUCCAAAAGCCUGCAAUAUAGAGGUAUUGGUGGGCUUCGAUGUUUCUGGGCAGAACAUCUUCAGCACUCAGACCAAUCUCCAGAGCAAGAUGGGUGCUAUUCUGCAGAGAAUUUCCAAAAUGGCAGGGAUAAGUUGCUCAUCAGGGCAGAUUCCUUCUGUGCAAGUUGGCAUGCUGGCAAUGGGUGCUAAUUCUCAGCCGGUUCAACUGGACUUCACAAGCAAUGCUGAUGAGCUGUUUGAGGGCUUCAGAUCUCUGCGAAGUCAAGGCCCGUUUGUUCUCAACAGCCAGACAAUCACAGCCUACACCAACCGGUUCAAAGCCAGACAGGACAACGUUGUCAAGGUCAUCAUUCAUCUGACUGAUGGUCUAGAUGCUCCAUAUGCAGAAAUGAAAAGCCGAAUUAUGGAUCUCCAGCAGUCAGGAGUGAACAGUUUCAUCCUGGUCGGGCUGGAGCGGGUGCCCAACUUUGAGGAGGCUUUACUCUUGGAAUUUGGUCGUGGCUUCAGAUACACCCGACCUCUGCGAGUCAAUAUCAUGGACCUGGACUACGAGCUAGUGGAAGAACUGGACAACAUUGCAGAGAGGGAGUGCUGUGGAGUGCCAUGCAAAUGUACCGGUACCAGAGGGGACAGAGGAGCAGUUGGGCUUCCAGGGUCAAAGGGUGGUCCAGGAUUACCAGGAAGCCAAGGACAUCCAGGAGAUGAGGGUGGACCUGGAGAGAGAGGUCCUCCUGGUGUGAAUGGAACUCAGGGUUUCCAGGGAUGUCCUGGACCAAGAGGUCUUAAGGGGUCUCGUGGCUACUCAGGAGAAAAGGGUGAACUUGGAGAAAUCGGGCUUGAUGGAAUCAACGGAGAAGAGGGAAUAAGUGGAGUGGCUGGACCCUCAGGAGAAAGAGGAAAUCCAGGAGGAAGAGGUCCCAAAGGUCUUAAAGGGCAAGCAGGAGACAGUGGAGAUAUUGGCCUCAGAGGAGACCCUGGCACACGGGGACAAGAUAACAACAGUAGAGGACCUAAAGGAGACCCUGGAGAUGCAGGACCACCGGGAGAACCUGGUGAGGAUGGAAAGAAGGGAGGCCCUGGUGAAACUGGACGACGGGGCAAUGAUGGCAGAAGAGGCUCACCUGGACAGCCUGGACCUCCUGGCAAGCCAGGAGCAAUCGGUGUUCCAGGAGAGCCUGGUAUUGCGGGAUCUAGAGGCCCACCUGGACCAAAUGGUGUACCAGGAAACAAAGGAGAAGAUGGAAACCCUGGACCAAGGGGUCCUGGAGGUGCCCCAGGUCCUGCUGGAGAAAAAGGAAGACGAGGACCUCUUGGUCGAAAGGGAGAGCCAGGAGAUCCAGGACCUAAGGGUGUUGUUGGACCUCUUGGUCCCCGUGGAGAGCCGGGUGAGGAUGGACAAGAUGGCUACGGUGUUUUAGGUCCUAAAGGAAGAAAGGGUGAUGACGGCUUCCCAGGAUUCCCAGGACCAAAGGGAGCAGCCGGUGAGUCUGGCACCAAGGGUGGACCCGGACCCAGAGGAAACCGUGGACAGAGAGGUGUCUCUGGAGGUAUUGGUCCCGGUGGACAGAAGGGAGAGGUUGGAUAUUCUGGGCCUUACGGUCUGAAGGGACCAAGAGGGCCAGGUGUUGUGCAAUGCGACCUGGUCAGGAAAAUCAGAGACAACUGUCCUUGCUGUUUUGGCAAGCAGGAAUGCCCGCUGUACCCCACCGAGCUGGCUUUUGCCCUUGAUGUCUCUGAAAACAGUCGGGACUUCAACAACAUGCGUGACACAGUCCUGCGUCUGGUCAAAGACAUCACCAUCGCUGAGAGCAACUGUCCCAGAGGAGCUCGCGUUGCUUUGACCCUGUACAACAAUGAAGUGACCACUGAGAUUCGUUUUGCUGAUGCCAUGAAGAAAAAUGACCUGAUCCGUCACAUUGAAGGACUUCAGACCCUGCAGACAAAGAAGCAACGCAACCUGGAGUUGGCCAUGAGCUUUGUGGCGCAGAACACCUUCAAGAGAGUGCGCAGUGGUUUCCUCAUGAGGAAAGUGGCCAUCUUCUUUGUUGGUGGCAAAGUUGGACGGAAUAAGGCCGUUACUAAUGCUGCUCUCCGGCUCCACGAUGCUGGAAUCUCCACGUUGUUUUUGGUCAACAGUGCGGACAGAGAUCUCCGCGCGGCUCUGGAGGUCAACAACACCGCUCUGGCCCAGGUGAUUGUCCUUCCUGCUCCUAGAGAUUCACAGUAUGAGACAGCCCUCCAAAAGAUUAUGGACUGUCAAAUCUGCUAUGACUUCUGCUCUCCAAAGCCAACAUGUGGUUACAAUCCCCCACAAAGCAGCCGAGAUAGGCGGUCCUUCACCUCAGACAUCGACAUCGACAUGGCCUUCGUCCUGGACAGCUCUGAGUCUACAUACCCAGCAGUCUUCACAGAAAUCAAGCGCUACAUUGCUCGCAUGGUAGAGCAUCUAUACGUGUCCUCAAAUCCUGCUUCAUCUGCUCACCACGCCAGAGUGUCUGUGAUCCAGCAAGCUCCUUAUGAGUUCAUCUACAACAAAACUGGCUUACCCAUCCAGGUGGACAUUGGUUUGACAGAGCACAGUUCAUCUCAGGAUAUCAUCAACGCUCUGCUGGUGAAGACGCCACAGCUGGAGGGAGGCAGAGCUUUGGCAGCAGCUAUCGAAUCCACACUUGAGCAGGUGUUUGAGAAGGCUCCUCUCCAAAGGACCAAGAGAGUGCUGAUACUCUUUGUGACUGGACAUGUGGCGGAGGAAGAGGAGCGCCUGAUCCGUAUUGCUACUGAGCUCAAAUGCAGAGGCUACUUCCUGGUCAUCCUGGGUGUGGGUGAGAAGAUACGUGCUGAGGAUGCUCGUGUGUUGUCUCGUAUGGUCAGUGAGCCAUCAGAUGUCUUCUUUAAGCGGCUGGAGAGCAUUUCCCAGUUUUAUGACAGACACAUUCAGACCUUUGGCCAGUUGAUUCCAAAGUACAUCAGCAUUGAAAAUGCUUUCUACAUGUCCCCUGAAGUCUCCAAAAACUGCACUUGGUUCCAGGCUGACCAGCCACUGAAAAACCCUCCCACAGCUUCAAACCAAGAGGAGAAACGUCAGAAAAAUCAUGACAAGCACCAAACAGUUAAUCAAAAACGGCACCAUGAUGGUGAUGAGCUCCACGUCUUUAACGUCACCUCCAACAGCUUGAAAUUGCGAUGGAGCAGCCCAGAUCCAAAGCACUUUGUUUACUUCGAGGUAGCGGUGACACGCCUGCAGGAUCACACAUUGGCACUGAAGACCAACGUCUCCGGAACAGAGCUCUCCGUGGACAACUUGGAGAGUGCACAAACGUAUCACGCUGUGGUCACGGCGUACACUGCUGAGGGUCAAGUCGUCUCCACUCGCAAAGGCAUUUUCACCACCAAAGCAGCACCCAAAACAGAACAGAAACCAGUCAGCGAAGUCAUCAGUACUUUAAAUACAGCACCACUGGAGAAACCAGAAACAGUCAAUGAACUUGCAGGCCCAUGCUCACUUGACUUUGACCCUGGAAAUCCAUGCAAAGACUAUCAGGCUAAGUGGUUCUUUGACAGAAAGAGCGGGAUCUGUACACUGUUCUGGUAUGGAGGUUGUGGAGGCAAUGAGAAUAGGUUCGACACUGAGACCCUCUGCUUGAAAAACUGCAUGAGGUCAGUGCCUGAGCCUCAGCCAAACAUACAGCAGGAUGAACAAGUGGAGGUUAUCCCAGCUCCAGCUUCACUCAAAGCAGCGUCUCCAGCAGUGGACAUCUGUCAGCUUGCCAAAGAGGAGGGAACUUGUGCCAAAUUUGUCCUCAAGUGGCACUUCGAUGCCCCCAGCAAGAGCUGCGCGCGCUUCUGGUACGGAGGCUGCGGAGGAAACCAGAAUCGCUUCAACACGCAUGAGGAGUGUAUGAAGGCUUGUGGCAAACAGGCUGCCAUCCAGCGAAGAGGAGUCAUUGCAGCAAUAAGAACAUAGGACCAAAGUGGCACCCAUGGCCAGCUUUCGCCUCUGUUUAGGGGAUUCUGAGGAGAAAUAUCCAAAGAGGCCAUAAUUUAAGAAUGCAAUACCAAAGUGAUGGUGGCUGCACUGGAUUCCACUAAAAUGAACUGUAUCCCCAGAAUUCUUGAAGUAGUAUUUUUUCACAACAAGAAGGAAAGCAACACGAUUUGCUGCAUGAUUUGUUUUAACCUACUGGUGCUACAUAGUAUGUUUGUUUUACAGAUGAGUUGUACAUUAAGUCCAUGCAUCAUUUUCUGGAACAAUUCCAUGACAGAAGUUUCCUUAUUUUUGAAACACAGUUUUAUAAUGAAGCAAGUUUUAUAUAUGAAUAUCUUGGACAGAGAUUAUCACUACAUAAAUGCACACAGAACUGCCAUUACUCAGUAAUCUUUUUUUAUGUCUUUUUUUACAUUCCACAUUCACACAGUUUGAUUUAUACUCACUCCUUCCCUGUGGAAUCAUCACUUCAUGUUUUACAGUCACACAACACACAGAUAUGUUUGCACAAGCCUUAUAUGGUGAUGUGUGUAUUUAAAUGACAGUGACCAAAUGCUAAAUGAUUAAAAAAAAACAUUGAUGUUAUGUUAAGUGCACUUCUGGAUCCACUGCCUCAAACACUUAAGUUACAGCUGUUAAGAAGGGGAAUGUACUUGUCAAGCUGUUUUUUUAAAUUUUUGUUUUAUUUGGUUUGACUGAAAUCUGUGUUUCAUCUGGGUAUAGGGGAAAUAAAAAUGAAUUAGACUUUCUAAUAAA
Cheilinus undulatus (humphead wrasse) is the source of this 10221-nucleotide messenger RNA. RefSeq names its product collagen, type VI, alpha 3 (gene col6a3). The transcript has 44 exons. The coding region runs from base 238 to 9444 and encodes 3068 amino acids. Lineage: Eukaryota; Metazoa; Chordata; Actinopteri; Labriformes; Labridae. Gene Ontology annotation, molecular function: protein binding; serine-type endopeptidase inhibitor activity. The record is from RefSeq and is a predicted model, not a curated record.